AUGGGCAAGUCGGACAAAUCCACCGAUUUGAAAGUCACGUCGGUGGCCACAGACCCAAGUCUAGUUGUGGGUGCUUUUUUCAACGGUUUGGAAAUCCCCACGGAUACCUCCUUCGAUCUUUACAAACACCCGGUUGAAGACGACUACCUUCUCCAUGGAGAAAACAGCACCUUGGAGUACAACGGACUCACGCUGGACAACCAGGACAAUAACGACUACGUGGUUGCACUUUACGACGCCAAGCUGAAGCUGGUGGAGCUUUACAAGGCUCCUCUUGUACAAACCAGAGUCACAUCGCUAGACAGCAGGGUGCACAAGGGACCCAAGAUCAAGAGCAGAGGAUCCAAGUAUGUGGACCAGAGAUUGGCGUUGGGCCAGGAGUUCGGUACCAAGAAAGCCAAGGCUGCUAUUGCGUCGUUGGCCAGAAACAGAAUCGACUUGGAGAAGUUGCAGGAUCUGGAGAUGGACAUUGUGGAUACCGUGAAAGAACUGACAGCAGACUUGCCUCUGGUGCAGCUGAUCCAGGCGGCUCCCGAAAACUCCGUGGUGCCUCCGGUCAACGCCGAUGCCACCAACGUGGAGGACAUUUACGCUUUGGACGGCAUUGUACCUCCUCUGGAGCUUUCUUCCAUCAGAGUGUCUGCCUUUUUGGAAGAGUCCGACCCCGCUGCUCGUUUGGAGCUCAUGCCUUACAAAUCCGCCUUUGUUGCCAGACACUUGGACAAGCUUGUGCUGUCGCUGAACGAAAGAAAGUUGCAAAUGUUGUACUAUGUUUCGUUGCUCAUGGGUGUGUACCAGAACAGAAGAAAGAGAGACAAGGCAUCGCUCAUGGAGGCGUUGGGCAACAAGCCCCUGGAGCUUCUAGUGGACGGUGUGUUGAAGCGUUUCACCGCUCACAGAAGAGGCGAUCUCGGCAAGGCCAAGGACCGUUCUUUCAUUUUCGACACUCACAACGAGGACAAGUUGUUCUGCUACAUGCUUGCGCUCAUGUUCCACAUCGAGGGCUUCUUCCUCGAGUUGACUCCAUUGUCCAAGGACCUCAACCUAAAACCCUCCAAGCUUGCCCUUUUGUUCAAGGCUUUGGGUGCCAGAAUCCGUCCUGCUACUGUUGGCAUGGCCGAGGCUCUUGGUAUUCCAAAGAAGGAGGCUUCCACAUACAAGAUCGCCGAAUUGAAGGUGCCCUUCACCCCGCCAGAGAUGGUCUCUCACCGCAGAAGGUGA
Messenger RNA from Candidozyma duobushaemuli, 1221 nucleotides. Its product is annotated as DNA-directed RNA polymerase I subunit. Bases 1 to 1221 code for a protein of 406 amino acids. The transcript has a single exon. NCBI's taxonomy places the organism in Eukaryota, Fungi, Ascomycota, Pichiomycetes, Serinales, Metschnikowiaceae. The record is from RefSeq and is a predicted model, not a curated record. Gene Ontology annotation, molecular function: DNA binding. Gene Ontology annotation, biological process: nucleolar large rRNA transcription by RNA polymerase I; transcription elongation by RNA polymerase I; RNA polymerase I preinitiation complex assembly. Gene Ontology annotation, cellular component: RNA polymerase I complex.